This is a messenger RNA of Cuscuta campestris, 2167 nucleotides long. NCBI's taxonomy places the organism in Eukaryota, Viridiplantae, Streptophyta, Magnoliopsida, Solanales, Convolvulaceae. The record is from the annotation of a GenBank genome assembly.
AAAGGCGCUGCAUCAUUUCCUUAUGCUAAAUAGUGUCGAGAUUGAACCAUUCAUUGAGAAAUAUGUCGAUUCAUUACGUGACUCAAAUCCUGACAUUACUGAUGAGGCUUUACUUCUGCAAAUGGAAUAAAGUUUUGCAUCAUGGUUUGAAAAACAUGCUUGGGAAAUUGUUGAUACACCGCAAGUUAUUCGUGAUGUAUCAAGGGGACCUCUACCCGUCGUCAGCACAUACCCAAUUUGUUAUGUCAAUGGUUAUCGCUUUCACACUAAGACUCACGGUGCCAAACGUGCCACGUUUAACAGCGCAUUGUGUUGUAUUCAAAUGCAAGUGGUAUGAUCCACGACCCAGAGUUGGAACUAGAGUGCACGACAAAUAUGACUUGGUUGAGGUUUUAAAAAGUGAGAUAUUCCGCAAAUAUGAACCAUUCAUCCUUGCAACACAAGCUAAGCAGGUGGCCUACGUAGAGUAUCCUGGAGUAGCUAGUAGGGCAAAAGGAGAAUGGUUAGCUGUUUGUGGUGUAAAACCACGUGGCAGGGUUGAAACCACAUCUGAUACACAAAAGCUCAAGAGUACUGACAAUUUUGCGUACCAAGAAGAUGCAAGAGUGGUAGUCGAAAUUGUUGAAGUUGAACCGCACGAGGAAGCUCCACUACUUGCAGAAUUUCCACAAUUGAUUGAUCUCGAUGAUAGUGAGGACGAAGAAAGUGAUGAUGUUGAGAUAUUAAUUACUACUGAUGAGAGCUCUAGCGAAAAUAUCAAGCGGCACAUCGGCCAGCGCAUCUGCGAGUGCAUCAAGCAGCGCAUCAGCGCAUCAGCAAGGGCAUCGGCGAGGGCAUCAGGUACUGCCACUGUCAGAGUGCCUACUGGGCAUCACAGCACGAAUGUCACUAGCACCUCUUCCGGAGGGUUUACACGUUCCACUGAUGAGUCCAGGAUGCACGAUGAUGAGAGCAUGGACUCAGACGAGUCGAUAGAGCACGAGCAUGGCGAUGCUAUGGACCUUGGACCGAGCGUAGCAUACUUUGAUCGCUCUGGCAGUGUCGUCUUCACGGAAGAGGGAGCUCGGAUCAUUUGUUCCACAUUCCAGCAGAGGCUCGAUCCAACAGGGGGUAGUUGGAAGAGCUUAAGCGACGCGACUGUGGACUUUUACUGGAGAGAGUUUCAGAAACAUGCCACUUGGGACCCUCGCAUUGAUGAUAGCGUUAUGUUCCGUGUUUGGCGAUCGAAGGCUAGAAGACGAUACACCGACUGGCUCUCAUCUAUUAGGAAUGAGAAGAAAGGAACAGAGAAGGUGCAGCCACUUGUACCGCAAUCGUGGAAGGAGAAGUCACCAAAGUUCUUGGCAUCCACCAAGCAAAACAAGAAAAACCGGUGUGGCGGUGACGAGAAUGCCCCUGCUAGCGCCACGCACACCGGUGGUCCAUUGUCUUUUCGCGAGACUCAAACGCGCCUUGGUAAAAGUGGAAAGGCUUCUGACUUGGGAAAAAAGUGUAAAUUUGAAUUGAAACAACCCUUUUACAAAGAAAUUGGAGAAGAAAAAGAAAUUGACAAAUAUAGGGUUACCAAUUUGUUGAAGAAGAUGAACAAAUUGAAGAAUUGGAGCUUGAAGAAACCGCCACUAGUCGCCGGAGCUUCUGCCACCGCCGCCGUCGUCGAACGCCGGCGAGCCGUGGUCAACCGCCGUCUGCAUCUCCUUAGGUGGGUUGCGUCAAUAGCAGCGGCAAGAGCCGCUGCUCUGUUAUUUCUGUACGAUUCCCCCCACACCCUCUUUUGAGUUGAUGUUGCUCUAAUUUAUAGCAAGAAGGAGUAAUUUACUGUUGAAUUACUUCCCGUUGAGAAUUGAUUGUCGUUAAAUUGAAGGAGCCGAACGUUGGAGCGUGAAGAAAUUGGUCCUUCAAUCGCCGAAGAAGAAGUCGAAGUCGCUGACUAUUUCUUUCGUGCGUGAAACUGAAGAGGAGGAUGGAGUCUUGGGCCAAUUUUGUUGUUGAUGGGUUUGGGCUCCGGCCCAAUUUAAAUUGCUUCCUUUUAAACUUGAGCUCCAAUUUGAUCUUUUGCUACACUUUUCUCCAAAAAUAAGAUAUCUGAUAAUUUUGGGUUAGGAAAAAUAAAAUAAAAUGAAGACAAUAAUAAAAUGUUAAAAAAAAUGAUUAAAAAGCUACUAUUUUU